AUGAAUAGAAUUGGAUUUGGAUUGUUAUGUAUAAUGUUGGUGACAGCCAGCAGCAAUGUGAUGUUACAGACAGCAGAUCAUAGUGCAUUCAGUGAAGUGUUUAAAACUUAUUCAAAAUAAAGUGAAUUCGGAGGUAGAUUAUUUGGAGAGUUAUUGGUGAUGGUUCAGAAGGGUGAAACAUUGUAAAGUCUAAAUGAUCACGUUGAAGAGUUGAGAAAGCAUUUGUCAGAUGAUGAAUCAGAAGAUGAGAAAUAUUUCAAUGAAAAAUAACAGGAAAUGGAGGCUUCAUUUUCUGGCUUGGCAACUGAAGUUGAAGAGUUAAGAGUCUCAGUAGAACAAGCAGCAAGUAAAAUUCAAGUGUUGAAUAAAUAAUAAACUAUCAUUGAUGGGUUAUUUGCAAAUGAUCAACAAGCAUAUUAAAAGAGAGUCGGUGAUCAAAAUGCUAUUUUGGAUGUCAUAGGAUAAUUGAGGAGGACACAGUUUGAUUGA
This is a messenger RNA of Paramecium tetraurelia, 489 nucleotides long. RefSeq lists its product as uncharacterized. The transcript has 3 exons. Lineage: Eukaryota; Ciliophora; Oligohymenophorea; Peniculida; Parameciidae. The record is from RefSeq and is a predicted model, not a curated record.